CUUCUGAUGCUCAUGGACAGCCCCCUGAAUCGGGCUGGUCUCCUGCAGGUUUAUAUCCAUACCCAGAAGAAUGUCCUAAUAGAAGUCAAUCCCCAAACCAGAAUCCCAAGAACUUUUGAUCGAUUCUGUGGUCUUAUGGUUCAGCUGUUGCAUAAGCUCAGCGUUCGAGCAGCUGAUGGGCCUCAGAAACUUUUGAAGGUGAUUAAAAAUCCAGUCAGUGAUCAUCUCCCUGUGGGCUGUAUGAAGAUAGGUACCUCUUUUGCAGUUCCAAAGGUAUCAGAUCCGCGUGAACUGGUUCCUACAUCAGAGUCAGUUGCUAUUGUUGUGGGAGCUUUUGCCCAUGGUUCGGUCAACGUUGACUAUACAGAAAAGAUGGUCUCCAUCAGCAACUAUCCCCUCUCUGCUGCCCUGACAUGUGCUAAAAUUACUACUGCCUUUGAGGAAGUCUGGGGAGUAGUAUGACUUUCUGCUACUACUGCUGUCAUGGUAGAUUCCUAUACAGUGACUCCGCAUUCUGGAGAGGCUCUUAUACUUAGGUGUGGACCUGGUGCGGCUUUGGGCUCCUUGAAGGGAAAAGGCUUCUGGAGCAAUGAGACUUUAAAUGGAUUGCCCUACCGACCUUUUUUCUUCCUAUUAAAGGUCACGUUUGGUAAG
Molecule: messenger RNA, 654 nt
Organism: Pterocles gutturalis (yellow-throated sandgrouse)
Lineage: Eukaryota; Metazoa; Chordata; Aves; Pterocliformes; Pteroclidae
Gene: EMG1
Product: EMG1 N1-specific pseudouridine methyltransferase
Exons: 4
Coding region: 7-462 (151 amino acids)
Biological process (GO): rRNA base methylation
Cellular component (GO): small-subunit processome; nucleolus
Molecular function (GO): rRNA (pseudouridine) methyltransferase activity; rRNA binding
Source: RefSeq, a predicted model, not a curated record